AUGGAAAGUGCCACAUCUGUGAAAGAUUUGCAGGAGAGUGUGACAAAAGAAAAGGAAUUUGCACAAAAUGUAAGCCUGGUUUUUUCCAACCUCCAUAUUGUUAUAGAUGCAGAGAGUCAAUCCGACAUUGCUCCCAGUGCAGCAAUACUCAAAUAUGUGACAAAUGUGAAUCUGGAUACCAUGGCACUUGGCAAGGGGACAGUCUCUUCCUAUGUUUACGUCUUAGGUUUGACGCCGAAUCGAAAACAGGCCUCUUCAUUACGAAGCGAUCGCCUUUCUAUUCUACGAUUGAACGUAAUAAGAAAAAAUAAGAUUGCUGGUGCAGCACUCUUACAGGAACAUGAACCUAGAGAAGAGCAGCCGUUAAACCAUGUUGUACCACAGAACAUUCUUCGGAACGAGGCCAACACGAUAUUUCUCGAAGAAAUAACUGAGGCAGACGACAUUGUUCUAGAUGAAAUGAAAAGUCUAGAUGUAGAAUAUACUAAUACUUUAGCUCAUAGGAUCCCCGUGGACAAGUUCAUUGAGUACCGCAGCAUCAGACGUGAAAACAACGUCUUUGAAGAAGAAGAAUUUGCGAAAAUACCGACAGGACUAAUGGAACUAUACACAGAGGCUGUAAAGAAAGAGAACAUUUCUAAAAACCGCUAUAGAUACGUAUAUCCUUAUGAUUUUUGUCGGAUUGUACUUAGCACUUCCGAAGAACAAGGAAGAAAUGACUAUAUUAAUGCUUGUUAUGUCGAGGGUAUUAAAGGAGAUUCUACCUAUAUUGCAGCCCAAGGACCAUUUACUCCCACAACAUUGAUUGAUUUCUGGAGGAUGAUUUGGCAGGAAAACAGUUCAAGAAUUGUGAUGCUAACAAAUUUAUUUGAAGGCGAUCAUAUGAAAUGCCUGAAGUACUGGCCUGAGGCAGAAGAUAAAAUUGGUGACUUUUUAAUUCGAUUGGAAUCACAAGACGUUUAUGAAAACUACACAAUAAGACACCUGGUUGUGCAGCAGGUCGAGAGCGAGGAUAAAAACCCAAACGAAGUUAUUAAAAAAUUGACCCAGUUUCACUUCACUAGUUGGCCUGAUUGUGGAGUUCCGUCCGAUGUUAAUAGUCUUCUCUGUUUUCGGGACUUUGUGAAAAAUGACAGACCUGAUGCUGACGGUCCAAUAAUUGUUCACUGCAGCGCAGGUAUAGGGAGAACAGGGACCUUCAUUGCUCUGGAUUAUUUGUUGGAGGAAGGAUCUACAAUGAAGAGUGUGGAUAUCAUCAACUGUGUAUCCAAACUCAGACAGCAAAGGGCACAUUCAAUACAAACUAAGGCGCAGUACAUCUUUCUCUAUGACGCACUUGUUCAAGGAUUGAAGAAUAUUAGAAGAUAGUCAUUGUAUCAACUUGUCGAUGAAAUUGGAAACCACGUCGCUUUUU
This is a messenger RNA of Saccostrea echinata, 1414 nucleotides long. Its product is annotated as receptor-type tyrosine-protein phosphatase alpha-like. The record is from RefSeq and is a predicted model, not a curated record. Gene Ontology annotation, molecular function: protein tyrosine phosphatase activity. Bases 1 to 1368 code for a protein of 455 amino acids. Gene Ontology annotation, biological process: protein dephosphorylation. NCBI's taxonomy places the organism in Eukaryota, Metazoa, Mollusca, Bivalvia, Ostreida, Ostreidae. The transcript has 11 exons.